UAUCUAAAAUACAAAGCACUGACCAUUUAAAGUGUGAGCCUGUACAUCUUGAAAGAGUUAUAAACAUUUACAGUUCUAUAGUGUUAUUAUGUGCCUAGAUAGUCUUUAAAAUAAAAUUAGUUUACCCCAAAAUGAAAUUUCUCUCAUCAUUUACUCAUGCCAUCCCAGAUGUGUAUGACUUUCUGUCUUCUGCUGAACACAAAUGAAGCUUUUUAGAAGAAUUUCUCAGUUCUGUUGGUACUUUCAAUGCAAGUGAAUGGUGAUCAGAACUCAGAAGGUACAAAAAUCACAUAAAUGCAGCAUAAAAGUAAAACAUUCAACUCCAGUGGUUUAAUCUAUGUCUUCAGAAGCGAUAUGAUAGGUGUGGGUGAGAAACAGAUCAAUAUUUAAGUUUGUUUUUUUGUUUUUUUACUAUAAAUUCUCCUCCGUCCAGUAGGGGGCGAUAUGCUUAGGUAAAUCACCAAAAACAGAAGAAGAACUCUUAAGAGAGAAGAGUGCUUAUGAAAGUGAAAGUGGAGAUUUAUAGUAAAAAAUGACUUAAUUAUUGAUCUGUUUCUCACCACUUCUCAUUUACUUGCAUUGAAUGGACCAACAGUUCUUCUAAACAUCUUCAUUCAUGUUCUGCAAAAGAAAGUCAUACACAUCUGGGAUGGCAUGAGGGUGAGGAAAUGAUCAAAUAUCCCUUUAACAUUCACUUAUUUUUACAACACAUACAAUGAUGUCUUACGACAAAGUGAAAAUCUUAGUGAAUGCCGUAUGUGGUAUAAUGACAUGGAAAGCUUAAAUAAUUUUCAAGUAAUUACAUAUAUUGCAUAUUUUUGAGUGAUCUUGUUUUAUUGUUAUCAUCUUCACCUCCAACCCCCCUUUUGGGUGUGGGCUGACUUGGAUAUGACAUCCCGGGCUGAAUAUGAAUCCCACUCCGGCCCUAUUUAGAGGUAGGACAGACGGCUCAUUUAACAACUAAAAACGGCCGUUAAAUGAGAUCUUCAGACGAUCAAAUUAAGACCAUAAAAACAGAAUGCGAUCAUUUCCAGAUCAUCCGCUCUUUCACAGACGUCUCCACGAUGUACGUGUGCUAUCUGGGAAGAAGAAAAAGGUGAUCCACCAUUAGAGGAAGCAAGAACAACAACAACAGAACAAUGGAGAAGUAUAUGUCCGUUGACUACUGCUUGACAGUACAGCCCAACUGUGCGUAUUGCCACCUACUGGACUCUUCUAUCUCAACUUCUAUCAGGACACUAUUGAUGAGGAAAAUUACGUCACGCGGACUGUGCGCGGACCGUCGCAGUACGCAGACAGGCGAACCUUUAUACUUCUGGCAAAUAUGUCCUCCAAAAAGAGACACCAGUACAGUAGCUUGAUGACGUCCAAAGAGCGUAAGAGGCAGUACAACAAAAUCUGGGCUAGAGUGUCAAGGGCACAAAAGAAGGCAGCCAACAAAGAAAUGAUCAGUUCAGUUGAGAUGGCCAGCAUUGCUGAAAGUGACAGCCUUAAUCACAACCAGCACUUUGAGGUGGAUAAUCUUAACAUGUUUUCAGAUCCAGCCUUGUCAAGUUCUGAGAGCGAACAAGAUAUGACACCCACGCUCAGGAAAGAACUUUCAGAAUGGGCAUGUAUGUUUCAAGUUAAACAUAAUGCUUUGGAUGCUCUCUUAAACAUCCUUAAAAGACAUGGGCAUGCAGAAUUCCCCCAUACUGCAAGGACACUCUUUGGAAACGAGAACCAUUAUGAACAUACUACCAAAGAUGGUGUUGAGAGUGUACAGUUUAAAGUGGCAGAUCAGCUCUCAAAACAUCUGAGCAAAUAUCCUGCAGCUGUGACAGACCAUCUGCAGUCACUUGACCUCUCCAUAAACGUUGAUGGGCUGCCAUUAUUCAAAAGCUCAAACCUAUCCCUCUGGCCAGUUCUCUGUUCCAUAAACUUGUCACCAGAAUGCAUUUUCCCCCUGUGCAUAUCUACUGCUGCAUCCAAACCCAAAACUCUAAACUUUGUCAAUGACACUGUUCAGGAAUUGGCAGAACUAAUCCAGGAUGGUCUGACCUGGGGAGGCAAAUGCUUAAACAUCCAACUAAGAUGUGUUACCUGUGAUGCUCCAGCAAAAGCUAUGGUCAAGUGUGUAAAGCAGUUUUCUGGAUACUAUGGGUGUGAUAGGUGCAACCAGAGGGGAUCCUGGUAUGGUCGGAUGAUAUAUCCUGAAACAAAUAACCUGAUCAUGAGGACAGAUUAAUCAUUCAGGGAGUGCUGGCUACCUGAACACCAUCAAGAAGAGCAGAUCUCACCCUUCUCUGUCCUCCCAAUUGACAUGAUCAAAUCAUUCCCCAUAGAUUAUAUGCACCAGAGCUGUCUUGGGGUAAUGAAAAAGUUGCUGCUGUUGUGGACAAGAGGCAGAAGAGAUUUCCGGAUGUCAUCAGGAGAUGUGACCCGUGUAAGCGAGAGGCUGGUGACACUAAAGAAAUCUAUUCCUGACUGCUUUGCCAGGAAACCAAGGGGCUUGCAGGAAAUUGAACGUUGGAAAGCAACAGAGUUCAGACAGUUUGCUCUGUACACAGGGAAGAUUGUUCUGAAGGGAGUUCUACAAGAUCAGCUGUAUGAACAUUUCUUGUGUUUCAGCACAGCUCUUUGCAUUUUAGUGAGCCCAGAUCUUACAAAGGCACAAGGGCCUUAUGCAAACCAGCUGCUGAAAUAUUUUGUGGAGAGAGGACGGGAGCUAUAUGGGGAGACAUUUUUAGUUUACAAUGUCCAUUCCUUGCUGCACCUUGCAGAAGAUGCCCAAAACUUUGGCAGCCUUGACAACUGCAGUGCAUUCAAGUUUGAGAGCUAUCUUCAUCAGAUGAAGAAACUGGUCCGCUCUGGGAAAAAUGUUUUAGCACAAGUUGCAAAUCGUCUGGAGGAAACAUCAAAGUCGAAGAUAGAAAACAAGGAAAAGUUGAUGUCAUUCAAGUGCCCAAACAAUGUGUUUGUGUUAAGCCCUGAACAAUGUUGCGAGGUGGUGUCAGAAGAAGUGGACAGCACAGUGUUAUGCAAGGUGUACACAAAUUUACAGCCAUAUCUGAUGACACCAUGUGAUUCCCGUCUGUAUGGAACAUACAUGACUAACAUUAGGCAUUCUCAAAUGCUUUGUCUAGACAGAAAGUCACUUCAGAGGAGGGCAUUCAUCGUGGAGGAAAACCAUGGGAUCAGAAUUGUGGUGUCCAUACUUCAUACUUUCUAGGGUGUGACAAAAUGUACAUAAAUGGAGUAGUUCACCUUGAACUAUUCCUUGAAGUAUUCCUUUCGCUCCCUGAGUCUCUGCCUCCUGAAGCUUUACCCCAUGAAUCUCUGCCUCCUACAGCUUUCUCCCUUCUUCUAGUGACUUGCUCUCCAGCGCCAUAUGUCCUUUUGAAAAUUGGACCAUGCAUGUAGAAAACAAGGCCAAAAACAACCUAGAUGUUUCCAGUUAAAAAAAAUAAAAUAAAAUAAAAUUUGGAAAACACAGUUUAAGCAUGAGGUUAGAGAAAGUAGCCAAUGGUUGUCUAUUAAUAGGUAAUUUUGUACAAUUCAUGUGUGUAUUGCAAGCUGAACUUACAGAUCUAUCUGAACUUUACUUACAGGUUUAUCUGCACUAUGUUGUGCUCCAUUUCAUUGAGCAAAAUGAGGUUGAGGUGGCACCAUCCUUGUGGUUAGAGUGGAAUGAUGGGGUAGGAUUUAGUCCAUAUGUUUUUUAUAAAACAAAUGAUAAACAUUAAACAAGGUCAACUACAUGCAUAUAAAAAAUUAAACAAACAUUAUUGUUUCUGUCUGAAAGAUAUUGUUUUGCUAUUGGCCUAAUUCAAAUGCUGGGAACACGGUCAAAAAAUUUGCCAUUCCAGACAAACAUCUACCAAGGUUCUUUUUAAUCUCAACAAAUACCGGCAACCAUUCCUAAAAUAUAAAUGUUUAUAUAAUGUAUAUUAAGCAAAAGUUGUGCUAUUUUGAGAACAGACAGUAACAACAUGGCAAGAUAUCGGGCCCAAAAAGCACUGGAAACCUCUCAGGUUGAUGAAAAUAGUGUACGAAAGAUCAUCCCACCAAGACGAUUUAGAGGUAUCAGAUCUGUGCUGACACUGUAAAUAAGGUAAGGUUCUUUACAUUGAAAGACAAUUGCAGUUUUAACUUUUGUUUCUUGCAGAAGAAUUCCAGCCCAGCAAGCCCAGAAGGGCACAACAGACACAACACUAUAAGUAUUCAUAUAAAACAAAUGAAGAUGGAAUGAUCAAGGAAAGCCAAAAUGCAUGUUGUCUAUACAUAUUUUCUUUAAAUGCUCAUUUUGUUUUACAGUUCAAGAGGACAGUGAAUCACCUCAAGAUGAGAUUUCCAGUUUGAGAGCGAAUAAAAUAAAUAAAAGGUCAAGAUCAACAGCAAUUGCACCUGAGUCUGAGGAGACUGAUGAAGGUAAGGUCACUAUGAUUUACUUUCAUAUGUUUUCCUGUGGAGGAAUUAGAAGAGCUGUGUAAUAAGCUGAAAGAUCCUGACUUUCGAAAGAAGAUGGUAUGUGCCAUAACACAAGCAACAUUAUUGUUAACCUGUAAUAAUUUAAAAACCAUUUACUCUUGUGUUUAAUUACUGAUUGUUUUUGUUUGUAGAUUCGUUAUCUGGAGGCAGCUUGGGAGGUGGAAUUAGGAGGAUGCUGAAAAAAAUUGGAGAUAACUCCUUAUGGGGACAGUACAGUUACAAAGGGAGAAAGGGAAAACUUAAAUUUCAGCACCUCCUUAUCAAUGAUGUCGUCAUACGUAACUUGCCACUAAUGACUAAUAAUGUGUCUGUGUCAAUCCCCAAGAUCUCAAAAAUUAUUUGAAAUGUAAAUAGGUUGUAAAUUAGAAUGACAUUGUAAAUGUAAAAGUUGUUAGUUCUCAGUACAUAAAUAUUCAUAGCAGUUAAUGGUCUAUUUUGAAAACAAUAUUAAUGUUUGACGCUUUUGGAAUAGAACUUUCUACAUCUGAGUUCUAGUUUUAAUAACUGUGAUCUCUGUAUUGAAUCAAGGUGCCUGUAGUAAGGCAUACCCACACCAAAAAUCCCAGUGUGUGGAGGAAAUGAUUGCUGUGACCCUAAAACAUGCACCAGAUCGUGCAAAAACAGCUAAUCAGGUUUGAAGCCAACGGGAAGAAUUGCCAUCGGAAUAACCCCACAGCUGACAACCAGAGACACACACACACAACUGCUAUAAGCGUGUUUGCCUGACACACACACACAGAAAGAGCACAGC
Molecule: messenger RNA, 5221 nt
Organism: Myxocyprinus asiaticus (Chinese sucker)
Lineage: Eukaryota; Metazoa; Chordata; Actinopteri; Cypriniformes; Catostomidae
Exons: 6
Coding region: 2303-3211 (302 amino acids)
Source: RefSeq, a predicted model, not a curated record